AUGAUACCAAAAGAUCUUGCUACUUGGAAGAUAUACGCAUUCUCAGCGGAGAUUAAUAAAGUAGGAGAUGUUGCCACAGAAGGUUUUGGUACAGUUAAAGCCACAACUGACACAUAUACAUCAACAACCAAAUACUUUGCCGGGCUUUUUGCCGCUAUAUUAGAUACUGCUGGCAUCGAUUAUUUUCAUUGUGGAAAAUUUCAGACGCAGCCUUUACUACCGGAAUAUUCCGUAACCAAAUUUCCACCAUUCUCACUUCCGUGA
Entrophospora sp. SA101 is the source of this 264-nucleotide messenger RNA. The record is from the annotation of a GenBank genome assembly. NCBI's taxonomy places the organism in Eukaryota, Fungi, Glomeromycota, Glomeromycetes, Entrophosporales, Entrophosporaceae.